Penicillium nucicola is the source of this 5919-nucleotide messenger RNA. RefSeq names its product 1-phosphatidylinositol 4-kinase STT4 (gene stt4). Gene Ontology annotation, cellular component: plasma membrane; cytoplasm. Gene Ontology annotation, molecular function: 1-phosphatidylinositol 4-kinase activity. Lineage: Eukaryota; Fungi; Ascomycota; Eurotiomycetes; Eurotiales; Aspergillaceae. The coding region runs from base 1 to 5919 and encodes 1972 amino acids. Gene Ontology annotation, biological process: phosphatidylinositol-mediated signaling; phosphatidylinositol phosphate biosynthetic process. The record is from RefSeq and is a predicted model, not a curated record. The transcript is spliced from 3 exons.
AUGGACGGCCUAUCCGGUGGGAUCAGACAACUCGCUUUUCAAAAGCUUGCUGCGUUGGCAGUCGAGUCCCCCCACAAUGGGACGGAGCUGACUCGCCUCGCGCAGCAGUCGCGACCUGCUCGUCAGGGUGAUAGUGCUCUCAAUGGAGUUUUGAGAGACCAGGCUCCGACCUCGCGGGUUCCCAUGGGAAUCCGUGAACUAGAUGUCCUCCUUGCCCUAUGCAAGGCGGCCGCGUCAGUCAAAGAUGCGGAUAAUGCCUCUCAAUUGGCCUCCCAGCUCUCCCGUUACCUCCCAGAGUCCCACAGCCAGCUGUUUCGGUCUUCGCCAUUCCUUCAUAGUAUAAAACCAUCUCCAUGGGAGUCCCUCACCCAUAAUCUGGCCCUGGCCCUCUUGUUCCUGGGCACGAAGUAUCCAGAAAUUCGGAAGACCUCUCUUGAUGCCGUGCAUGGGUACUUGAAUAAUUGCGCAGAGGCCAUUAAUGCGGUCACACCUUUCCAAUAUUCCAAGUCUGAUGGACAUGGUGUGGUCCAUGAAUCUGUGGUCGUUUUGUCGAUUGCGGUUUCACUCGUCGGUUUUAUGGAAGCUGCAGCCCAGUACACUUCUAUCUGGCUUGCGAGCGAGAAACUGCAAGUAGUCGAUCAUUUACGUUCUAUGUUAUCUGAGCCUUUCAUCAUUGCAGUUGAGACGGCUUCCUCUACCCUUCGGAAUACUCACUCUGCGGAACCCGCCUUCAGAGAUUGGAGGAAAUACACCCGUCGAUACGCAGCUCAUGGCCGUCCAUUGGGCGCUAUGCUCGUUCAAGAUGGCUUCAUGCGAUUCGUGAAGUCAUGCGCAGCCUCCCUUAUGGAUUCCCAGCACUUGACCGAUGAACAGCUUCUAGAUGAUUACAUGACUGGUGUCGGCAUUGCCAAGAGUUAUGAUGAAGAUGAUAUUGCUCUGAUCGAGCGCGUCAUCGAUAUUAUCAGCGAGGAAAUCCACUUGCUCGAAGAUGGUGCUGAUUACUUGAAAGUCGGCUCCCCUUGGCAACAGCGUCUUGCCUUCUCUGUUAAGGGACAUGCUCUGGUUGGGUUCCUCAACUGCGUGAUCCUUGGUGAAGAUGCGACUAACAACGAUGUGCUGCUGUCUUGGCUCGAAGAUGCAUUGCUUGACCCCCAGCAAAUGUCAAAUGUGGAAUUGGCCGUAACUUCUUUGAAAUGCACUGCAAUUGUCGCGAGAAUGUCGCCAAAUGGCGCUUCCGUUGGAAGACGCUGCCUCUUGAGGUUCCUUUCUCAGGGAGGCGUGUCGGCACGUCAAACAGUUGCAGUCGCAUCCCGAUGCCUUGCUCAGAUUCUGACCAUCCUUUCUGAGGAUGCAGUGAUUACAACACUGUAUUCACUUGGAAACGCGUUGAGCCCGGCCACCAACGUCGAUCAAUCGAGCCAGGACCAACUCGCUGGAGAUCAUACCGGACCGGGCAUGAACCUCGAAGGUUACAGGAAACCCGAGAGCCGUACUUCUCUGGACGUUGAAGGUGAAGGCGAAACUGUCACUUACCGAAAUGUCAUACAUGCCAUCGUAACAAUCGCGACAAGCUGCAACGACGAUAAGAUCAGCGCAUUGGCUCAGUCCAUGCUUCUUCAAAAGAUUGGUAAGAUCAAUGUUGCAGUGGAUGCAUAUAUCAUCCAAGAGACUGCAGUUCUUGCGCUCAGUGGAGGUCAAGCCGAGUUCCAGCUUUUGUUGAAGUUCUAUACUCGUGUCUAUCUAGAUGCCAUCAACAAAGGACUGAACGCCAUCUCCGAUGCUGUACAAUGUGCUAUGGCUUAUCUUUCAAUCACAUUGGACCAAAAAUCGCCUCUUCAUCGGAUCUAUUUGAUCCAUCUACUGGAAAGCAUCAUAAACAAGGGCGAUGUGCCAGAUCUGGAUCAUGAGCGUCACAAAGACAUUGUCUUUUCUGCCGAUGAUAUUACUCCGCUGCUGAAGCCACUUGCUCUGCUCGUAUCUUCUAAGGGUAAUACCAGCGGUGACUCCUGGUCAGUUCUAGAAUAUGAUGACACUAUUCUGUCUUUAUUCCGUGAUGUCUGGUUCAAUAUUGCCAUCCACGGAAUAUCGCUCAGCUCUAUUGUUGCCCAAAAGUAUCACAAGGAGCUUCGCCUUCUCGCGCAUCAUUCCCCGCCAUUGGUUGCCGGAAACCAUAUGGAAUCGCUUGAGAGUGACGUGGAACUUAACACGGUGCUCAGACGCGGCUCAGGGCCACAGCGCAUAAUGGAACAAAAAAGAGCUUUGAUUUCGGAGCUUCCUGGUCGGGAUUCGGAUAUCAAGAGAAUGGACUACCCAAGGGCAGUAUUUCUCAACGCUGUUCUCAUGGUUGAGAGCCUCCGCGCUUCGUCGGGAGACUCUACCAAGAUUCUCGACUAUUUCCUGGACCCUGCACUGACAACCCCUGAGAUGGUUAUCUGCAUGAAUGCCGUCGCAGAAAAAGUGGUAACCUGCUAUCUGUCUCUCACGCUGUCAGGAGAGCACGAUAACUUCUCGGCCCCUUACUUGUCCAAGCAGCUUGCUGAAUUCCUGGUGUCCUGCUGCCAUCGCAUUGAAAGGGUUCAGAGCAUUGCGACUCUGUGCGCUGAUAAGAUUAUUCGCGAAUGCCCUUCGGCGCUAUGCGAAAAGCAUUCUCUCUUUGCCCUGCUUGAAAUUUUGACUGUUAUGUGGUCCUCCUGUUUGCAAGGCGAACUUGAUGAGUUUGAGUGGAAGUCGUCUCUGGUCUCCCCUAUGGGAAUUGUCAAGGUCGAACUGCCUGACAACUAUGCGCUAAGAAAGACGACCCUGGACCGUUUCCAUGCCAAGGCUAGGGCUUGGGUGAUUUCCGUCUUGAACAUCGCCCCAUUAGACAUUAAGGGGUUGCUUCAGACCUAUCUCUCCGAAUAUGAUGACGAUGGCGGCUAUGGACAUAUCUCGAUAGGUCGUUCUUUCGCCCUUGAGAUGGGAUCCAUCAUUCCACAGAGUGACCCGCGACUUGGAUCAAUUGAGGUCCACGGCAGCAGCGAAAUCAAUGUAGCAUCUGAUUUCAUGGCGCUGUACACAACACGUCAAAAGUACCGGCGUCCGGACAUGCCUGCUAUCAACGGCUUGGAUGGCCAAAUCUACAGAAAUCACGACCAAAAUCACCACGUCAGUCUUCUGCCCGAGUCUGCUGACGCUCUAGAAGAGACCCUCGCUAGUCUGUAUAGACGAAGCUUCGACAACGAAGACAUUCCUCUCGUUGAAGUGAGAGAUGCUCUUCGGCAAGCUGCAGGCCUCAUUUGUAGUAGCAGCAAGCCCCGGUUGUCUGUGAUUCACUAUUUGGUUGCUUUGCCUUUCCAGAUUUUCACCAAGCAAACCAUCAAGCUGGGCGUCUCGCUUUGGCUUGGAGUCAUUCACGAGAACCCAAGCACUGAACCACGGAUUUUCUCUGAAGUCAUUGAAGCUUGGGAGAGAAGUAUUAACCGCCGCAAGGGAUUGUUCGACCCUACCUUUGCCUAUCUUGAUCCACUGCACACGAAGAUCGAGCUCCUGCCAACUGACAAGGAUCUUAUGCUUCGAAUGCAACAAAAGGCCCAAGAUACUUUGUCUCCACAUUUGCGAGUUCUUCAGUUCUUUGAGAGUCAUUUCAAUGCUGUCCGCCUGGGCAACCUGCAAGACCAGCAGCUGUUCUGUCGCUUGGUUAGCAGCACUGUCAUUGGUUUGACCAAGACGGAGUGUCAUCCUUUGGCCAGAGAGAUCCAUUUCCGCAUUGUGCUCUUUGGGCUCAAGGUUCUCAGACACCUUAAUCCUUGCAACAGCAGUGCUUCUUGGAAACUCAAGGAUCAGAUUCUCUCUGCUGCUUUGAGUUGGUUCAAGCAUGCUCCGAGAUGGUCCUUUGGAGGCAACAGACUCCAAAUCAAAGCAGAAGACAAGAUUCUCAAUGAUGUAUCAACGGAACUGCGAGGUGUUGCUGGCAUUGCUGCGUUAGCACAGGGAUCUUACAAGUCCUUGCAGGCCAAACAAGACUUGCUGCAGAUCCUCAUUGACAAUGAGCGUACACGUCUUCGGGUUUGGUUGUUCCCCUUGGAGCCCGAGCGCAAGCACCAUAUGCCUGUAAUCGGAGGCAAGAGCCCUGCCGAGGGCCCUGUAUCAUUCCUGCGGCUGGCCUGGGCUGAAAGCCCUGGGCUGGCUAUUCAGAUGGCUACUCGUUUCCCGUCGCCCAAGAUGCAGAGUGAUGUCAGAUGGUUGAUCCUCAGCUUCCCUGAAAAGGUUAUUGAGGAGCCAAGUGCUCUUGAAAUCAUGUUUGACAACAAUCUGCCCGCAGAUGUUACUUUCCAGUUGAAGUUCUUGCUUUACUGGGCUCCUGUCACCCCUACAGAGGCUAUCACGUACUUCUUGCCUGCCUACGGAAACCAUCCUUUCAUCCUGCAAUACGCCAUGCGGGCACUGGAGAGCUACUCAAUGGAUGUUCGGUUCUACUUUGUGCCACAACUGGUCCAGGCUCUACGCUACGAUGCUUUGGGUUACGUGGAGCGCUACAUUCUUGAGACAGCCAAAUUGUCCCAGCUGUUCGCUCACCAAGUGAUUUGGAAUAUGAAGGCCAACUCAUACAAGGAUGAGGAGUCUCAAAUACCUGAUCCACUCAAACCGACUCUCGAUCGUUUCCUGGAGAACCUCAUUUCAAGCUUCUCGUAUGAAGAGCGCGCUUUCUACGAAAGAGAAUUCUCCUUCUUCAAUGAAGUCACUGGCGUUUCAGGAAAACUACGCCCCUACAUCAAGAGGAGCAAGCCCGAGAAGAAGGAGAAGAUUGAGGAAGAGUUGCGAAAGAUCAAGGUCGAGGUCGGAGUUUACCUUCCCAGUAACCCCGACGGUGUCGUUGUUGGAAUUGACCGCAAGUCCGGCAAGCCUUUGCAGAGUCACGCCAAGGCACCUUACAUGGCGACUUUCCGUAUCCAAAAGACCAGACCUCGCCUUGAGAAAGCUGAUGCCACUGGUUCUCAGUCCCAUGAGCACCAGCGGCAGUUGACUAGCCAUUCUCAUUCUCAGUCUCAGUCACAUAAUCAGACUGAGUCUGAUCUUGAAACUUACGAGGUUUGGCAGUCGGCAAUCUUCAAAGUCGGCGAUGACUGCCGUCAGGACAUGCUUGCCCUGCAGAUGAUCGCCGCUUUCCGGAGCAUCUUCACCAGUGUUGGAUUAGAUGUCUGGGUCUUCCCUUACAGAGUGACUUCCACCGCACCUGGCUGUGGUGUGAUUGAUGUGCUACCCAACUCGAUUUCCCGAGACAUGCUCGGUCGGGAGGCUGUCAAUGGUCUGUAUGACUACUUCGUCUCCAAAUACGGAGGCGAAGACUCAAUCCGCUUCCAGGAGGCCCGCACCAACUUCGUCAAGAGUAUGGCCGCCUACUCGGUCAUCUCCUACCUUUUGCAAUUCAAGGACCGACACAAUGGAAAUAUCAUGGUCGAUGACGCCGGCCAUAUCAUCCACAUUGAUUUCGGUUUCUGCUUUGAUAUUGCCCCCGGUGGUGUGCGCUUCGAGCGUGCUCCCUUCAAGCUGACCUCCGAGAUGGUCGCUGUUAUGAGUGGCACUCAUAACCCGGCCCAUCACCAGGGUGGAAACUCGGGCAUCAACCUGCCCGGUGCGAACUCGCACAACCCGACUAAUACCCAGCCUUACCGCUGGUUUGAGUCGCUGGUUGUCAAGGCGUUCCUGGCCUCACGUCCUUACAGCACGAAGCUCGGACAUAUUGUUUCUCUCAUGCUUGACAGUGGUCUGCCCUGCUUCAAGCCUGAGACUUUGAAAAACUUCCGUGAUCGAUUCGUUUUGGAUAAGAGUGAGCGUGACGCUGCGGAGUACAUGCGUGAACUUGUGCGCAAGUCUUACAUGAGUGUGUCGACUAAGGGCUAUGAUCAGUUCCAGCUGAUGACCAACGGCAUUCCUUAUUAA